This is a messenger RNA of Suillus plorans, 1420 nucleotides long. RefSeq names its product Pkinase-domain-containing protein. The transcript has 7 exons. The record is from RefSeq and is a predicted model, not a curated record. Gene Ontology annotation, molecular function: protein serine/threonine kinase activity; ATP binding. NCBI's taxonomy places the organism in Eukaryota, Fungi, Basidiomycota, Agaricomycetes, Boletales, Suillaceae. Gene Ontology annotation, biological process: regulation of transcription by RNA polymerase III; regulation of transcription by RNA polymerase I; DNA damage response. The coding region runs from base 125 to 1108 and encodes 327 amino acids. Gene Ontology annotation, cellular component: cytosol; nucleus; protein kinase CK2 complex.
GGUUGACGUCUAAGGAAAACAACACCGUGGGUAAACACGAAAGACUUGCACCAAACACCGUUGCACCAGCCUUCGUCCAAGGGCUUUCAAUCAUCCAUUGAACUGCUGAUUUUAUUCUCAUUCCAUGGUGCGACCUCCAACAAAAUCUGUAGCACGCAUCUAUCGAGAUGUCAACGCCAAUUUCGGCCCUGCAUGGCAUGAAUAUGAUAACCUUCAAGUGCAGUGGGGAACGCAAGAUCACUACGAGAUAGUGCGCAAAGUUGGCAGAGGGAAAUAUUCAGAAGUUUUUGAAGGUGUCAAUGUAGUUAAUGAUGAGAAGUGCAUCAUCAAAGUGCUCAAGCCCGUGAAAAAGAAGAAAAUUAAGAGAGAGAUCAAGAUCCUGCAAAACCUUGCAGGUGGUCCUAACGUCGUGGCCCUCCUCGAUGUCGUCCGAGAUCCUGCUUCGAAGAUCCCCAGCCUAAUAACGGAAUACGUUGACAACGUUGAUUUCAAGGUUUUAUAUCCUCGUUUCACUGAUUACGAUGUCCGCUUUUAUAUGUUCGAGCUUCUCAAGGCAUUGGACUUCUGCCACUCAAGAGGAAUAAUGCACAGGGAUGUCAAACCUCAUAAUGUCAUGAUUGAUCAUGAACAGCGCAAAUUGCGGCUGAUAGACUGGGGCUUGGCUGAAUUCUACCAUCCGAAGGUUGAAUACAAUGUCCGUGUGGCUUCGCGUUACUUCAAAGGACCGGAGCUAUUGGUGGACUUUCAAGAGUAUGACUACAGCUUGGAUAUGUGGAGUUAUGGUUGCAUGUUUGCGUCUAUGAUUUUCCGCAAAGAGCCGUUUUUUCAUGGUCACGACAACUAUGACCAACUGGUCAAAAUAGCUAAAGUUCUUGGCACGGACGAGCUCUAUGCAUAUAUCGACAAGUAUGGCAUACGACUGGAUCCCCAGUACGACGAACUCCUUGGAAGGUACCCUCGGAAGCCUUGGACUCGGUUCAUCACAUCCGAAAACCAGCGUUAUAUAUCGAAUGAAGCGAUCGACUUCUUGGAUAAGCUACUGCGGUAUGAUCACCAAGAGAGAUUGACUGCUCGCGAAGCCCAAGCACACCCUUACUUCGGUCUGUGAAACCUUUGCUCGGUCGCUUGUUAAUAUUCAUCUACCUUACUUAUAGAACCCGUCCGCAACCCCGUGUCUGGCACUUCUGCUGACGGUGAAAGCGAGGACUCGGGAACAUCAUCGGCCUGAUUUAUAAUCCACUUCUUUUCAUCUCUGACUGCGAAAGUUUUGUAUUACUUCCUUUGCAUAUGAUCCUGUCCCUUUCCAACUCGAUAAGCGCGUCCGCUGGUGCAAACAAAUUGUGUGUCUUCAAGAAAUACAGCUUUGCUGAAAUCAAGCCAUUCCCAACAUUAUCGAUACCAUGUCUUGCCAUGUGACAGG